Molecule: messenger RNA, 2228 nt
Organism: Anneissia japonica
Lineage: Eukaryota; Metazoa; Echinodermata; Crinoidea; Comatulida; Comatulidae
Exons: 4
Coding region: 35-781 (248 amino acids)
Source: RefSeq, a predicted model, not a curated record
CUGUUUGUUUUUUUUAAAUACAGUAGUAUUAAUCAUGGCGGAUGAUGCUGCAAAAAGAAGAGAGGCAAGACGACGUAGAAUUCUUCAAAGUCCUGAAGAACGGAUGAGAAAAAUAGCUGGUGUUGGUUCAAAUGGUACUGCUGAUCCCAAUGGUAUUGACGGACAUAAUCAAAUGUGUUCAGGGCCAGCGAACACUAAAACUUGUCCAGAGACUAACAAAGAAUACAAAGUUAACCCAGAAACUGAAAACAUUCCAUGCGCCCACAGAAUCCUUGACCAAGCAUCUGAACAGAGAAUGCAACAAGAAAGUAAACUGACCAAUAAAAAAGAUGAAGCCAACCAAGAAUUUACAGGAGGACAAAUUCCUGAUGGACAAUUUGAGCAAGCCCAGAAGGAAGCUUUGGAAAAGGGUAGCAAUGAGGAAAGAAGGUGGUCGAUAUCUGCACAGAAUUGUAUGUUAUCGAUCGGGUUGGGAGUACUUUUGAGAGUGGUCUUGUGGCUUAACAUUGCAGUGUUGAGUAAUCAGUCAGUAGUUGUUGAAUUCCUGAUUGUCAACAUUAUCAUAUGGAUGAGAUUCAAUACUUUGUCAGACCCUGAUGAACCUUCAAGACCUAUUCCAUUGCCUGGUUUGAUCACGACUUUACUCCUAGCUGGUGUGCAGAACCCAGCACUUGCUGUCAUUUCUAAGAUCAUUAACACUGUAACACAGUUUCUAACCAAUUUUGCUCUCUUUCUUUUCUCAUUUAUUUGUGCUCAUUGUCUUUUAGAAGUAGUUAUCUGAUAGAAAAACACCCAAGUUGCACAUUCUGAUUCAUUUUAUUAAAAGAAGUGAUAUGUUGUUAAUAGCAUGAUAAGAACUCAAAAUGCAGUUGUUUGUGGAUCAUUGUAAAAAUGGGAAAUGUUGAAAAUGUUUUUAUGAUAAUGUAAUGAUCUUGCUAAUAAUUCAUCACUCUAAUGUUGAAAUUAGAACUAAGUAACUGAUUUGAAGUUCAGUAACUGUUAAAUUAAAGAUUUGUUUCAGUAUUCAGUGAUAAUUUUUUAAUGAUUUAGUUAAAAUGUGUAGCUGUAAGUCGAAUAAGAGUCUGUCUCAAAUAAGCAUCCUCUUUUAAAUACGGUAAAACAUCUAUUAGAAAUCCAGUACAGUACUCUAAUAAUGAUAUGGAAAUUGAUAUGGUGCACAAUCUGCCUCGAAGAAAGAGUAUGCUCACAGUGCAUAUUUCACAGUUGUUAAAAGACUGCUUUGAAAAGAAUUUGCUGAUUAACACUAUCAGUGACCUAUGUUUUAGGCUUAGUAGUAAACCAGUGGAGUCACUAUUGAAAUUACCAAAAAACAGAAUUAUAAGCCCACAAAUGUAAGUAAUUGCAUGAACAUUCCAUCCCCUAUGAAAGUUGGUUGUCACUGUAUAAAAGGUCUAUUAAACAUGGAAAACAAAUUAUUUCUUUUCUAUAAAACAUAUUUAAAGUUGUAUAAAUAAUUCCAUUCCUACUGUACUGUAUACAGUAUUUUUUUUUUUUUUUUUUUUUUUGUGAAGGAAAAAAAAUCUCACUCCAUUAAAAAAAAAUCAUAGACAAUUAUUUGUUAAGGAAGAGCCAAAACAUUGUUUUGAAAGGCCACUUUUCAAUCAGUAAUAAAUUGAUGAAUUUGAUACGUAAAUCAUGAAUUUUAUAGUCCUUGGGUGUUAAUUUUACCAAAUCGUAUGUGGUGGUUGACCUAUAGGCCUGAAGGUAAAGUAAUUUGCUGACCGACUACCAACUCCGAUUUCCAAAUACCACUGAGCUUGGGCAACAACAAUUUUCGUACCUAUGUGUUUUUGCCAAACUAUGCACACAACAGUCGUCGGCCGACACAGUUUUGUCGAGAACACAAAGCGUUGCAGGCACAACAAAUCUUUUUUAAUUGUAAUGCGUUCAGGCUGCGCUGACAACCAGCAGACGACGACGUCUUGCGUACAGUAGCUAUUGCAGGAGCGUAGUUUUUGUCGGUCGAUGAUUGUAUGAUAGUCACAUGACGCAGUGUGUGCCCGGCUUUGGAAUUUAUAGUAGUGAUCAUAAUAAUUAUGAUUUAUAGAUCUAUAUGUUAAUACAGUACUAAAUAUAUAAUUAUAUAAUAAGUUGCUACAAUAAUUAUGUUUGUAAUAGUGAUGUGUACAAAAUCUUAACAAAAAUAAUGCUGUACAAAUAUUUAAGGUGUUUUCUAAUGAAUAUAAAGAAUGUAUAAAGAAUGAUAA